GAAUACAGUCUGAUUUUACGACUUCACCUUUAACUGCAGCUAAAACAGCUUGUCAGAGUAGUUCCUCAGUGUUAAGUGGUGCAGCGGUUGUUUUCUCCUGGUAAAAUGUCUUCCGGCAGAGAAGGGUGCUGGCUGUUUGUUGGAGCUGCAGUGGUGGCCGUGUUGCUGCUGGAUGCUGCUGUUUGUGUUCAGGCUAACAAGAACUUUGAGGAUGUUCGCUGCAAGUGCAUCUGUCCGCCAUACAGAAACUUCAGUGGACACAUCUACAACAAAAAUGUCACCCAGAAAGAUUGCACUUGCCUCCAUGUGGUGGAGCCCAUGCCGGUUCCUGGCCAUGAUGUAGAGGCUUACUGUUUGCUCUGUGAGUGCAAGUAUGAGGAGCGGAGCAGCACCACCAUAAAGGUAACUAUCAUCAUCUACCUAGCUGUUGUGGGGGCGCUGCUUCUCUACAUGCUGUUUCUGCUUCUGGUUGAUCCUCUCAUUCGCAAACACGACCCCUACACUCAGCCUCUGCACAACGAGGAAGACUCCGAGGAGAUGCGUCCACGUGCAGAGAGUGGGCCGGCCAGAGGAAACACAGUCCUGGAGCGGGUGGAAGGUGCACAGCAGCGCUGGAAGAAGCAGGUGCAGGAACAACGCAAGACUGUUUUUGACCGCCACAAGUUGUUAAGUUAAACUUUUCUGAAGCAGAUUUGGUGUAUUUGAUUCUUUCUGGGCUCAGUGCUCGUUCACUCUCACCAGCUGCACCAUUAUAUACCUGGCUGUCCCUGAUGUGCGCUGACUCCUUACAUUCAAGCUUUAUUUAUACAGGUUAGUCUCACUGCGUCACAAGGACUCAUUUACAAGAGAGAC
This is a messenger RNA of Nematolebias whitei (Rio pearlfish), 852 nucleotides long. It is a transcript of the gene tmem9, whose product is annotated as transmembrane protein 9. The record is from RefSeq and is a predicted model, not a curated record. Gene Ontology annotation, cellular component: lysosomal membrane. Bases 106 to 675 code for a protein of 189 amino acids. Lineage: Eukaryota; Metazoa; Chordata; Actinopteri; Cyprinodontiformes; Rivulidae. The transcript has 6 exons.